This is a messenger RNA of Drosophila navojoa, 2071 nucleotides long. RefSeq lists its product as uncharacterized. The record is from RefSeq and is a predicted model, not a curated record. Gene Ontology annotation, molecular function: ribokinase activity. Lineage: Eukaryota; Metazoa; Arthropoda; Insecta; Diptera; Drosophilidae. Gene Ontology annotation, cellular component: cytosol. Gene Ontology annotation, biological process: D-ribose metabolic process.
GAGCGUCAACAAAUGAGUUUUAAGUCAUUCAUUUUUAAAUUUGUAAUCCUUACGUUUUUUAAACACCCUGUCCCCAUGUUUGCACAAAAAAGAUGAAAUGGAGCUAGAUGUCUUGGUCUUUGGUUCAUCAAAUAUUGAUUAUAUUAACUAUGUCAAUGAACUGCCCAAAUCGGGAGAAACUGUGUUUGGCGUGCACCGUGAUUGUUGCUAUGGGGGCAAGGGGGCCAAUCAGUGUGUGGCUGCUGCCAAAUUGGGUGCCAGAUGCGCCCUGAUCUCCAAACUAGGCAACGAUAAGCUAGGCGCGCAAUAUUUAGAGUACUUGAAAGAAUUGGAUAUCAAUGUAGAUCAUGUUGAAAUAAUUGAUGGCCAAUCAACUGGCCUGACUGAGAUCAAUGUGGCUGAAAAUGCCCGAAAUAUGAACAUUGUACUAUCCGGCGCGAAUAUGAUGCUAAAGUGCAAUGAUGUUUUGAACGCCAGAAAACUGUUCAGGCAUGCUAAAGUUCUGCUUUGCCAACUGGAAACAGACGAGAGGAUUGUCCUCUUCGCAUUGCAUCACUUCAAGGGCGUGUCUAUAUUGAAUGUCUCGCCAGCACAUGCCAACAUGAACUUAGAACUGAUCAGAGCACCAACGAUUCUCUGCUGCAAUAGAUUAGAGGCGGCGCAGCUAACCAAUCGGGAGCAGAUCGACACACUGGAGGAUGCCAAAGCAGCGGCUACUGAUCUGAUUGAGAUGGGUGCCAAUAGUGUGAUCAUAACCAUGGGCGAAAAGGGUGCCGUUUACAUGUCUAGUAGUGAGCCGGAUUUGUGCACCCAUGUACCCGCACCGCGCGUCCCCUACUUGGCGGAUACUUCGGGUGCAUCCGAUGCUUUUCUGGGCAGCUUGGCUUAUCACAUAUCAAUCUAUCCAAAUUUGAUGCGAGAGAGUCACAUUAGUGCUGCCAAUAUUUGUGCUGCCCAUGCUGUGGGCCAUCGCGGCACUCAGCCCAGCUUCCCGGGCCCGGAACUGUUUCAGGAGCGCCUAUGCCAGUACGAUCCAUUGUACUAUAUUAUUGGAGAUGAAACUGCAGAAACGGCACAGGCCGAGGCUAGGCCAACAGCACCUACUGUGCAGAGUGAGUGUGUUUGUAAUGUGCCAACGACAAUGGCAACGCCAGAGCCAACGCCACAGCCGAAGCGAAGAAGUCAGUCACUGCUAUUUGGUAUGCCGCGUAAGUCGAAGAGAGAAAGUUGUGAUUCUGGCAGCGACUUAUCUGAAUGGCUAACACAACGGAGAACAUUGCAAAAAGAGGAUCAUUUCCAAAAUCGGGGUGAUAAAGUUAAGAAGCCAAAGGUCCAGUCGAAGCGAAGAAGUCAACCACUGCUAUUUGGUAUGCCGCGUAAGUCGGAGAGAGAGAGUUGUGAUUCUGGCAGCGACUUAUCUGAAUGGCUAACACAACGGAAAACAUUGCCAGAAGAGGAUAACUUCCAAAAUCAGGGUGAUAAAGCUGAGGAGCCAAAGGUCCUGCCGGAGCGAAGAAGUCAACCACUGCUAUUUGGUAUGCCUCGCAAGUCGGAGAUAGAAAGUUGUGAUUCUGGCAGCGAAUUAUCUGAAUUGCUAACAAAACGGAAAACAUUGCAAAAGGAGGAUCAUUUCGAUGAUAAAGGUGAUAAAAGUACGAAAAAACCUAAAGCACAAGCCAGGAGAGAUUCAAAGAUUGCGCCGGUGCCAAUAGCUGCGCCAGUGCCCAUAGGAAUGCCGCGAAAGUCGAAGCAAGAUAGUUGUGAUUCUGUGAGCGAGUUAUCUGGACCGAUAUUUGAAACGAGAAAGAAUCAUCCCAGCGAUGAUGAACGUGACCGACAUGCAACAGCCCGCACUUCUACUAAGCCCAUGGUGCUGAGCACCAAGGAAACAAAGGCCAGCCAACCGCCAGUUAUAACACCUAUACCUCUGCCAAUAUGUGUCCAAAGAGCCAGGACAGAAAAAAAGCCAACGGAACCAUGUGACUCGGGGAGUGACGCCCAAGAAAUGCAAGUUAAAAUGCCGCAAAUUGUGUCCGCCAGUAGCAGUGCCUGUACCACUGCCACCAUGUAA